AUGCAGGUCAGUAGUUCUGCAGUAAUCCGCCAAUUUCGUACCGGAAUAAGCACGCCAUUUCGCGACCGUCCAGAGAAGCGUCGCGAACGCCUCCCCCCACCGUCGCCCAUGGUUCCACCCACCGUCGCCCACGCUUCCCCCCACCGUCGCACACGCUUCCCCCCACCGUCGCCCACGCUUCCUCCCACCGUCACCCACGCUUCCCCCCACCAUCGCCCACGCUUCCCCCCACCGUCGCCCACGCUUCCCCACACCGCCCACGCUUCCUCCCACCGUCGCCCACGCUUCCUCCUACCUUCAUCCACGCUACCCCCCACCGUCGCCCACGCUUCCCCCCACCGUCACCAAGUCGUCCCCCCACCGUCGCCCACGCUUCCCACCACCGUCGCCAAGUCGUCCCACCACCGUCGCCCACGCUUCCCACCACCGUCGCCCACGCUUCCCCUCCCAUCGUCCGCCCUGUCGCCUGGAAAUUUCCCUCCCCGCCGAGGUCUCUUCCCUCCCACCUCUCUCCACGUCGUCAUCACUCCCCUGCCUGCCACGUUCCCCCUCUUCAUCACCAUCGCUUCUCCACCUGCGCCGCCCACUCUCUCAUCCGUGCCUAUCGUCUUUAGGUUCGUUGUUGCUUCCCUUCCCAUUGCCGCAUUUGGUCGCUCUCGCACUCCCCAUUGCCACCUUCUCUACUCCUACCACCCCACCCUUGCAACCUCCUUUCCUUCUCUCUCAUUCUCCCUCCCUCCCUGCCUCUCACCCACCCUGGCCGCGGACGUAUGGCGGGCCGGUCUCGAGCGCUGGGGAUGGGGUCGUGACUCGUUCGCGGUGGGAUGUGCUGCUGCGGCUUUGGAGCAGAGCGCAGGGCGCAUAGCCGCGGCAACGCGUGCGGUCGGGCAGCAAGGGGCGCAGAAUCCUCCUAUCCCCCGUUCCACCCUUAUACCCUGCCCUCCUGACUGGCUCUGUUCGUUCGUUCCCCCACAGUCGUCCUCCCCUCCCUUCUCCGUUGGGAAGGCACCGCUGCAGGUGGACGGAGUGACGUCGCACGUGACGCGGGAAUGGGUGGGCUACCCGCAUGCGAUGUGCAUGGAUAUGCCCAGCACGUCCGCGUUCCACUCAUCCUUCCUUCAUCUCAUCAUCCCUUCCUCUCAUCCUCCUCUCCUCUUAUCCUCCCUCCCUCUCAUCCUCCCUUCCUCUAAUCCUCUCUUUCUCUCAUCCUCCCUUCCUCUCAUCCUCCUUUCCUCUCACCCUCUCUUCCUCUCCUCCUCCCUUCCCUUCUUCCGCCCUUCCUCUCAUCCUUCCUCUCAUCCGCCCUUCCUCUCAUCCUUCCUUCCUCUCAUCCACCCUUCCUCUCGUCCUCCCUCCCCCUCAUCCGCCCUUCCUCUCGUCCUCCCUUCCUCUCGUCCUUCCCCCCCCUCAUCCGCCCUUCCUCUCGUCCUUCCCCCCCCUCAUCCGCCCUUCCUCUCAUCCGUCCUUCCUCUCAUCCGCCCUUCCUCUCAUCCGCCCUUCCUCUCAUCCGCCCUUCCUCUCAUCCUCCCUUUCUCUCAUCCUCCCUUCCUCUCAUCCUCCCUUUCUCUCAUCCUCCCUUCCUCUCAUCCUCCCUUUCUCUCAUCCUCCCUUCCUCUCAUCCUCCCUUCCUCUCAUCCUCCCUUUCUCUCAUCCUCCCUUUCUCUCAUCCUCCCUUCCUCGCAUCCUCCCUUCCUCUCAUCCUCCCUAACUCUCAUCCUCCCUUCCUCUCAUCCUCCCUUCCUCUCAUCCUCCCUUCCUCUCAUCCUCCCUUCCUCUCAUCCUCCCUUCCUCUCAUCCUCCCUUCCUCUCAUCCUCCCUUGUAUGCAGGUGCAGGUGAACCCUACCGUGCAAGAAGCCAUGUUACUACCACCGUUCUGGAACAUGCUCUGUAUAUUGUUUUGA
Messenger RNA from Closterium sp. Naga37s-1, 1902 nucleotides. The record is from the annotation of a GenBank genome assembly. Lineage: Eukaryota; Viridiplantae; Streptophyta; Zygnematophyceae; Desmidiales; Closteriaceae.